UAAUAUUUUGCCGAUUGUCAACAUACAACAUGUGUAAUGUGUACUUGUGAGUUUGUGAUUUAAAUAGGUCCUAGACUCCUAGAUUUAAUACAAAAUACAAUUAACUUACGUCGAAAUGGAAUACGAAUUCAAAGACAGAACUAAAGUGAAACGGCAUCGAAAGCCAAUUAAUAGGACAACCAAACGAACUAUAACUUUUGAUGAAAAAUCUAGGAAAGAUUUUUUGACUGGAUUUCAUAAAAGAAAGCUUGCACGAAAAAAGAAAGCCAAAGAGGAUUUUGAAAAGAAACUUAAAGAAGAAAAGAAAAGAAUUAAAGCAGAGGCAAGAGAAACAUUUUUAAAAUUGACUAAUUCACAUCCAUUUAUCCCAGAACCUCUUGAUAUGGUCACAAAAGAAUAUAGUUUAGAAAAUCAUACAGUACAAAUUUGUGAUCUUUCAACUGAUGAAAUUGCUAAAAGUAAUAAUUGGAUUGGAUCAAAUCAGGUAAUUUAUGAAGAUGACAAAGAAAGUGAAAAUGAAGAGGAUAUUGAUAAAACAAAUGAAGAUGAUGCCGAAACUAUACCUGGCAUGAGUUUCAGUUCAAUUAAAGAAAUUAAAAAAGCAAUAAAAAAACAAGCAGCUGAAACUGUACAAAACAGUAAAAUAUUUAAAAUGAAAAACAAAAUUGAACGAAUUAAAGAUAAAAAGAAAGCUAAAAGGAAGAAACUAUUAGAAACAAAAAGACAAAAAUGGUUGAAAAAAAAAGGGAAAAAGAAAUAAUUAAUAGUAGUUAUAUUAUUUAUAUCAAUGUAAUUACUUAUUAAAUAAUAUUGUUGAAAUUGCAAUAUUAAAAUAAUUGUUGUAAAAUAAAAUUGAAAUAUGAUAAUA
Rhopalosiphum padi (bird cherry-oat aphid) is the source of this 868-nucleotide messenger RNA. RefSeq names its product nucleolar protein 12 (gene vito). Bases 116 to 760 code for a protein of 214 amino acids. The record is from RefSeq and is a predicted model, not a curated record. Gene Ontology annotation, cellular component: nucleolus. The transcript has 4 exons. Gene Ontology annotation, molecular function: RNA binding. NCBI's taxonomy places the organism in Eukaryota, Metazoa, Arthropoda, Insecta, Hemiptera, Aphididae.